Molecule: messenger RNA, 1887 nt
Organism: Saitoella complicata NRRL Y-17804
Lineage: Eukaryota; Fungi; Ascomycota; Saitoellomycetes; Saitoellales; Saitoellaceae
Product: response regulator
Exons: 5
Coding region: 1-1887 (628 amino acids)
Biological process (GO): regulation of DNA-templated transcription; phosphorelay signal transduction system
Molecular function (GO): phosphorelay response regulator activity; DNA-binding transcription factor activity; sequence-specific DNA binding
Source: RefSeq, a predicted model, not a curated record
AUGAACGUGAAUCCGACAGGUACACAGCCGUCCUCGAGUGAUUUUGUCAAGAAGUUGUUCAAGAUGCUCCAGGACCCAACAUAUCGCGAUGUAGUUCGAUGGAGCAGCUCAGGUGACAGUUUCAUCGUACUCGAGACGAACGAGUUCACCAAGAGUAUUCUUCCACGACAUUUCAAACAUAGUAACUUUGCCAGUUUCGUGCGUCAAUUGAACAAAUACGAUUUCCACAAAGUGCGUUAUACGGAAGAAGGAGGUGUGAAUCCGUAUGGUGAUGGUGCAUGGGAAUUCAAGCACCCAGACUUUCAAAUACAUAACAGGGACUCUUUGGAUAAUAUCAAGCGCAAGGCACCAUCAGCACGCAAGCCUGCGGCAGCUGAUGAGCCCUCUGCGCAGCAGCUUGCUACACUUUCCUCCCAAGUUGACUCGUUGACGAAACUGCAGAAUAGUAUGAACGGACACCUACAAAAGUUGUCUAGGAAUUACCAGUCGGUGAUUGGGGAGAUGCUAAACUUUCAGCGCAAUAUGGUCGCACAGGAUGCCCUGAUGCAAAAUCUUAUCUCCUACCUCGUCAAUCUCGAAGGAGGGGACAAGAAUACCAAUGGCAGUCGCGAGCAGAACGGCCCGUUUGUGCCAAGUGAGCAAGCACAAAAACUCAUCUCAAGUUACACUGAGGUUGCUCGUGCGAGUUUCGAGCAGAUGAGUGAGAUCUCCAAGAGAGCACAGGCUAUGGGUAUGCCUGGCUCGGAGUUUGGCGGAUUCAACGGGAAUGAUGCCCCGAACUACGGUCAAGGAAUUGACAUUGAUUCUUCCAGAAGUUCAUCGUCCGAGGCUCAGCACGCACAGUCGGACAUGCUGCCUCAUCCACCUCAACCACAGGCGCAUCAUCCGCAGCAAUACGGUCCUGUGCCUCCGGCGCAGGCCCAUGAACAGUCGCUACCUCAGCUGAGUGAUUCUCUGUAUGGACGUCCAGAAGGUCAGAACGGGCCUGAUGGCAGUUUGAGAGUGUUUACAGUGGGUCACUUGACUCCUCGUUUACCCGAUGACACUUCUCCUCCUCUGGAUGGAAUCAGCAAUACCAUGAACAACCCACCGCCAUCAAACAUGCCUCAUGUCAAUGCUACAUCCGAUAACCGAGGCAACACGAUGCGCAUUCACCGUUCAACAUUUGUUCCUGGGUGGGCGGUGCCUCCCAAGGUGUUAUUGGUGGAGGACGAUGCGGUGUGCCGUCGCUUGUCGAGCAAGUUCUUGCAGGUUUUCGGUUGUGAGAUUGAUAUGGCCGUGGACGGUGUCUCUGCUGUGAACAAGAUGAACCUGGCGAAGUAUGAUUUGGUUCUCAUGGAUAUUGUCAUGCCCAAUCUGGAUGGUGUCAGUGCUACCAGCUUGAUCAGACAGUUUGAUCCGCUAACGCCGAUCAUCUCGAUGACGAGUAACGUGCAAAGCAGAGAUGUGAUGACUUAUUUCUCUCACGGUAUGAACGAUAUCUUGCCCAAGCCUUUUACCAAGGACGGCCUGCAGCAAAUGCUUGAAAAGCAUUUGAUUCACUUGAAGGCCAUGAAGGAGAUGUCUGAGGUGCCGCGUGCUUUACCCGAGCCGGAUGACCAACAGGGAAAAUACCCUCAGCACCCUCGUAUUACCGAGGCCAAGGACAAGUCUGUUGCGCAGCACUCGAAUAAUGCCAACAGUUAUUUUUCUCAACAACCCGACCAGCAGUCUUCCAUGGACUCGAAUAAUGCUAAUGAAGGGUUCGCCGAGACUGAUUACCUUCAACUGCUAAGCGGGUUCCCCACACAGAGCCAGCCGCAGCAUCAACAGGGACAGAGGCGCGGAAGAGAAGAUGAUCUGUACGAUCCGUCGGGUUCGAAGAAGGCCCGGACCGAUGAAUUUUAA